UGCAUUUCAUGACCAAAACCCUAACAUUUGCCAAGGAUUACAUCUCUUAUCCUUCAGAUCAUUUGUUUUUACAUUGAUGAAUUGUACAAUUAAUAUGAAAUGGGGAUUAUAAAUUAGUUGACUUCAAUUUUGGAAAGCUGACAUAAGAAACCUUUGUUUCAGUUUUACCCUUUUCAGACGCUUAUAAAUGUUAGCAGAAAGCAUAACAGAAAGUAGAAAAACUAGCUGUGAAGUUAAGGAAAAACAGAGGAAACUCAGGAAACACUAAAUUCUGAAGGAAACCCCAAAACCGAAUCAGCCGUGAUCACAUCAAACGCUAAACCAUCUUCACGUUAUUUGUAUUGAAUCAUAUUCUCUUUCUUUUCAGUAUAUCUUUUGUUCUUUAUUCAUGAACUUGCAAAUAAUUGAAUCUCCUCUGUAUUUGGAUAAUUUUAUUAAUGCAUGAACGGGGAUCCAAAAAGACAGAAAAGAAUAUAAAGCGUUUUUCUUUUUUUAUCUUUUUCUCCUUUAUAGAGUGAUAGGUUUUGGUUGUCUUCAUUGGAUUGGUAACAAUGGCGGAAGAGUUGGACAUUGAAGCUCAAUCUAAGGCUGUAGAUCAGUCCAGAGCGACUGCCAUCUUUAAGAGUACAAAUCACCCUGUUAUUUUGAAGUUUGUUGAUGUUGUCUAUACGAUCAAGUUUGGGAAAGUAGGCAAUUUCUUUGCAAAGAAAUCGAGUUUAGAAGAGAAAGUGAUUUUAAAUGGGAUCACUGGAAUGGUUCAACCUGGGGAAAUGUUAGCAAUGCUUGGUCCAUCAGGAAGUGGCAAAACAACUCUACUAACUGCAUUAGGAGGCCGUCUAGGUGGGCGACUCAAUGGAGCCAUAACUUACAAUGGCAAGCCUUUUUCCAAUUCAAUGAAACGAAAUACAGGAUUUGUUACUCAAGAUGAUGUUCUUUACCCUCACUUGACAGUGACUGAAACACUUGUAUUCACUGCCCUUCUUCGAUUACCGAAUAGUUUUAGUAAAGAAGAAAAGAUCACUCAUGCUGAAGCUGUGAUCACUCAACUUGGACUAACCAAGUGCAAAAAUAGCAUCAUCGGAGAUCCAUUUUUGAGAGGAGUUUCCGGAGGUGAACGAAAAAGGGUUAGUAUAGGUCAAGAAAUGCUUAUAAACCCAAGCUUGUUGUUCUUGGAUGAGCCUACAUCGGGUCUGGAUUCAACUACAGCUCAAAGGAUUGUGUCAACAUUGUUGGAGCUUGCUAAAGGUGGAAGAACAGUUGUGCUGACAAUACAUCAGCCAUCGAGCAGGCUAUUUUACAUGUUUCAUAAGAUUUUGCUGCUAUCAGAAGGUAACCCUUUGUAUUUUGGACAAGGAUCGGCUGCUAUGGAUUAUUUUUCCAGCAUCGGAUACGCCCCAUCAGUUGCCAUGAACCCUUCAGAUUUCCUGUUGGAUCUUGCAAAUGGUAUUUCAUCAUAUGAGUCACUAAAGGAGCAAACCCUGGUGAAGAAAACUCUAAUUUCUGCCUACAAGACCAACAUUGCCGAGAAAUUAAAGGAUGAGCUUCAGGAAAUCAGCAAUCACCCUCCGGAUGUAUUAGAAAACAAGAAAUUUGCAAGGUGGGCUACAACUUGGUGGCAACAGUUCACGGUAUUGCUUCAAAGAGGAGUAAAGGAAAGGAAGUAUGAAUCAUUCUCUGGCUUCAACAUUGCCGAGGUCCUGGUUGUUGCUGUCCUUGUAGGAUUAUUAUGGUGGCAAUCUGAUAUUGCUCACUUGCAGGACCAGGUUGGACUCCUCUUCUUUACCUCAGGAUUUUGGGCCUUUUUCCCUCUAUUCCAAGCAAUUUUCACCUUCCCCCAGGAACGUAUGAUGCUCGAAAAGGAACGGUCUUCAGGGAUGUACAGGCUUUCCUCAUACUUCAUGUCAAGAAUGGUUUCUGAUCUUCCCAUGGAGCUUAUUCUUCCCACUGUUUUUAUAACAAUAACAUAUUGGAUGGCAGGACUUAAACCCACAGCUGGAAAUUUCCUGCUAACUUUAUUUGCACUUCUUUUUUGUGUCCUUGUCUCUCAAGGCAUAGGACUAGCCAUUGGUGCCUUGGUAAUGGACCAAAAAACAGCCACCAUUCUUGGUUCAGUGAUUAUGUCCACUUUCUUACUCGCCGGCGGGUUCUAUAUUCAACAUGUUCCUCCUUUCAUAUCAUGGAUCAAAUACAUUUCCAUUAGCCAUUACACAUACAAACUCCUCUUGGGAUCUCAAUACAAGCCAAAUGAAACUUACCCUUGUGGUGAUCCUGGAAAAGUUUGCUUGGUUGGAGAUUUUCCAUCUAUAAAAACUGUUGGCCUUGAUGGGCAGCUCCUCUCUGCUGUUGCCCUUGCCUUAAUGCUUGUAAUAUACCGGCUGAUUGCUUAUAUGGCACUCAUGAGAAUUGGGGUAACCAGAAAAUUAGAUCACUAGCUCAACCUUUUCCAUUGUGCAUUAAACCAAAACAGAAACUUGUAUGACUUUAACUUACAUAUAUAAUUGUCUUUCAUUUUUUGCGUUCAUGUUUGUAGCUUGUAUACCAUAUAAAUGAGAAGUAGAGCAAGAGAAAAUUUCUGGCCAUUUCACUGAUCUCAUGGUAGUGGUUAUUUUCAUCUUAAAUUAUUUGAAAUUAGACCUGGUCUAGCUUGAUUUCAGUACUGUCUGGAAUAGGAAUUUUCAAGCUUGAAAUCAUACUGCAAGGCUCGAUUUAGGUUAUUAUUUUAUUAAUAAAAAAUUAGUUUUAUUUAAUUUUAAAAUAUAUUUACAAAUUAAUAUAAAAAUAACUAUUUCCUUGUUAUUUUUAUAUGGUAGAGAUCAUUCCAACUCUAACUAAAUUAGCUGUUCCCCAUGACAACCACAAAACUCGAAUCACUUAUCUCACAAUUCCCCAAAUUGUUGGCCUCCUGGUGAACAAAUUUGGCCAUUGCUUUAACUAAACAUGGAAAAGGCCAAAAGACCAUGUUACUCUGUCAUAAUUGUGGCAGUAUCAGACGCUAUCAGAUGCACCCCAGCCAGGCUUGAGUCAUUCCCUCUUUAAUUUUCCCUUUGUGCCAUAUGUUUUAGCCACAAGUGCAUGAUAUUUCAGAGGAGCAUGUGAUAGGUUUUUGUAUGGAAUUUGGGUUUUAAUGGUUGUCUCAGAUUUUUUGUAUUUUUUGGGUCCAAGUCACAUUAGAGUUCCAGGCUGUAAGUUGGUCGUCGAUUGGCAUGUAAAAGCUUUAGCUUCAUUAAUGCCUACACUUCCUCCAUGCCUAUUGUCAAUUUGUCCACUCUGUUUUAGCACAACGGAAUUUGCUAUAAUUAAGAGGGCAAAUUGUUACUCUUUUAAUAAAAAAGCCGAAUGAACUAAUUUUCUAAAAGAAAAAAAAAAUUAGUGAGGAAUUUUCUAAUCAAUAAAACAGAGGAUUGAAGACAUUCUUCCUUGACCUUGUUCAGAAACCAAGAUUGUGGCGGCAAGUAUAAGUUGAGCUAAUCUUCUUUCAAAAUUCCAUUUUGUUUUUUAUGAUUUAAAAUGUAAAAACUACUUGUUUCCAAGUCUAAUUUCCACUUAAUAAAGUGGUUAUCCACAAUUUUCCAAAUCAAAACAUCCAAAUUUCAUUCUUAUCAAAAAAAGAAUUCCCAAAAAUUCUAGCCAAUUCUGCCUAGUUGCUUAUUGAUGACACUCCUUGAUUCACAUCCAAUUUUGACCCAUCAGAAAUGACUCAAUGAAGAACAUUGACUAGUAAAAUAUUGAUUUUUAGAUUAGGCACCGAUUUUUUUAAGCAAUUUGUUAGUAUCAUUUGCUUAUUGGGCCUUUGCCUAACCUCACAUUCACAUUCCAGAAUUUGGACAGCAAAGAAGGUAUGAAAACACACCUAAAAUACAUCAUCACCAUUGAAAAACCAACAACUAGAGCCAUGAUGUAAUGUCCUAAGCUG
Molecule: messenger RNA, 3913 nt
Organism: Durio zibethinus
Lineage: Eukaryota; Viridiplantae; Streptophyta; Magnoliopsida; Malvales; Malvaceae
Product: ABC transporter G family member 9-like
Biological process (GO): transmembrane transport
Cellular component (GO): plasma membrane
Molecular function (GO): ABC-type transporter activity; ATP binding; ATP hydrolysis activity
Source: RefSeq, a predicted model, not a curated record